Molecule: messenger RNA, 917 nt
Organism: Manihot esculenta (cassava)
Lineage: Eukaryota; Viridiplantae; Streptophyta; Magnoliopsida; Malpighiales; Euphorbiaceae
Exons: 1
Coding region: 479-808 (109 amino acids)
Source: RefSeq, a predicted model, not a curated record
UUCUUUUCCCUCCUCUUAUUUUUCCCUAAUUUAAACAUAGGUAACCGCUGCUUGAAACAAAUUACUUUCGAUCAAUAUAAUUUAAUCAAUUUUAAUUUUUAAUCCAUUUUAAUUCUGUUUAUAAACGGUUCAAAUUAUGAUUUUGGUCUCGAUUCCGCAACGGUUCAAACCAUGUGGCACUCUCUGGUGCUGUUAUCAGUCGUAUUAGUUACGAUUCAAGUUCAGAGCCACAGGAGACCCUUAACUGUUAACUCUGACCCUUUAACCUGAUUCAGAAUUGAUUUUAGUCACUAAACCAUUGACUUGGAUCGAUUUCAGAUUUAACCCGGGCCCUUCUAAUCAACUCAAUUUAGCCGUAGAACCAGAAGUCCAGAACCGUCCAGUCCCCUAAGCCUCCACCGCCUCGGCGCCUCCUGUUUUAGUAAAGCGAAUCGAGCAACAAAAUCCCAACCCAGUAACAUACAGAAGACGAAAAAAAAUGUUUUUCUUCUUCGUUGGAGGAGUAGAGCAGCAGGUGCGCCAGGUCCUUAAAUCAGGUGUCGGAAGGUGCAUAAACUGCGGCUCCAUGGCUGAUCUAGUGGAGUACGAAAAGGUCCUCAAGCUCUUCUUUGUUCCUGUAUGGAAGUGGCCCGGUAAGGAGCCCGCUGUGUAUUGCAACAAUUGUAAUCUCAUGUUUCCUCGAUCGUUUCCUCUCCCACCUCCAAAGACUCAUCCAUCAGUCGUUUCGGAGAGUUUGCGCUGCCAUCUCUGUAACCGGGUUGUGGAGCCUGAGUUCAGGUUCUGUCCUUUUUGUGGGUCUUCUCUGUAGUUAGAAUUUUGGUUUUAGGAAGAUUGGCGUUUCGAUUUGUAAUCAAAGUGUUUGCUUUACUAGUAAUCAAGCAAGUACAUGUCAUUAAAAUGAAGAAAUUUCCCGAGAA